Gongylonema pulchrum is the source of this 222-nucleotide messenger RNA. The record is from the annotation of a GenBank genome assembly. Lineage: Eukaryota; Metazoa; Nematoda; Chromadorea; Rhabditida; Gongylonematidae.
AUGAGCGAGAUGCUGUUGCGGCCGAGCAAGAAAGCAGCACUCGACAGGCAAGAUCAUGGUAUUCGUUUUACUAGCAGCCAGAUAAACGUCACAUACCAAUGGGAGGGAAAACGAACAAUACGCAAUAAAUAUAAGGACGGCGUUUGUACAUCGAAACAGAUGCUGGGCACAGAACGGAGAAGCCCGGGAAAGAAGGACUUGCUGCAGUUCUGGAUGCAUUGA